Molecule: messenger RNA, 4472 nt
Organism: Agelaius phoeniceus (red-winged blackbird)
Lineage: Eukaryota; Metazoa; Chordata; Aves; Passeriformes; Icteridae
Gene: SGSM3
Product: small G protein signaling modulator 3
Biological process (GO): regulation of GTPase activity
Molecular function (GO): GTPase activator activity; small GTPase binding
Source: RefSeq, a predicted model, not a curated record
GCAGAUGUAAUUCUUCGUACCUGCUGAUGUAAAUCCAAGGAAGCAAAGAGCCACAGUCACGCGGAUUUAAAUCUCGUUGCAGGCAGUGGCUGUGGGCUCCGGGACGGCUCUUGAUGUCUCUUCACAGAACUGGAGUGUAGCAUCUCACCUCUGUGGACAGCAUUUCUGGACCUGCCGACACCUGUGGCACUCAGCCUUGACUAGUGCAAUGUCAGGCCAUCACACUCCCUCUGCUGGGGGUCCCUUCUCAGCACUCACACCCAGCAUUUGGCCUCAGGAGAUCCUGGCAAAAUACACACAGAAAGAAGAAUCCGUCGAGCAGCCGGAGUUCCGUUAUGAUGAAUUCGGUUUCCGAGUUGACAAGGAAGAUGGUGCUGAGCCAAACUCCAGCAAGCUUCUGGGGGUCCCACUGACAGAGGAGCCACAGCAGAGGCUUAAGUGGCAGGCUCAUCUGGAAUUCACACACAACCAUGAUGUGGGUGACCUCACCUGGGACAAAAUUGAGGUCACCCUGCCACAUUCAGACAAGCUGCGCUCCCUGGUGCUCGCCGGCAUCCCACAUAGCAUGAGGCCACAGCUGUGGAUGCGCCUUUCAGGGGCUUUGCAGAAGAAGAGGAACUCAGAGAUGUCGUAUCGAGAUAUCGUGAAAAACAGCUCUAACGAUGAAACCAUUGCUGCCAAACAGAUUGAAAAGGACUUGCUACGCACAAUGCCCAGCAACGCCUGCUUCUCCAACAUGAACAGCAUCGGGGUGCCACGGCUGCGCAGGAUACUACGAGGACUUGCCUGGCUCUACCCAGACAUUGGAUAUUGUCAGGGCACUGGCAUGGUGGCUGCCUCUCUGCUGCUCUUCUUGGAGGAGGAAGAUGCCUUCUGGAUGAUGUGUGCUAUCAUUGAGGAAUUGGUUCCUGCCUCCUACUUCAGCACCACCCUCAUGGGUGUGCAGACAGACCAACGUGUCCUGCGGCAGCUAAUCGUGCAGUACCUGCCCCGCCUGGACAAGCUGCUACAGGAGCACGACAUUGAGCUCUCCCUGAUCACCUUGCACUGGUUCCUCACCUCUUUUGCUAGUGUUGUCCACAUCAAGCUGCUGCUGCGUAUUUGGGACCUCUUCUUCUACGAGGGCUCUCUGGUGCUGUUCCAAGUCACUUUGGGCAUGCUAAGUAUGAAGGAGGAUGAGCUGAUCCAGUCCGAGAACUCUGCCUCGAUCUUCAACACGCUGUCAGACAUCCCGAGCCAGAUCGAAGAUGCGGAUGUGCUGCUGCGAGAGGCCAUGCGCGUGGCUGGCUCGCUGACCGAUGUGGCCGUGGAGACGCAGCGCCGCAAACACCUGGCCUACCUCAUUGCUGAGCAGGGGCAGCUGCUCAACUCCAGCACCACUGUCAACAACCUGUCCAAAAUUGUGAGACGCAGGACUCAGCGCAGGAAAUCCGGCAUCACCUCUCUGCUUUUUGGGGAUGAUGAUCUGGAGGCACUGAAAGCCAAGAACAUCAAGCAGACAGAGCUGGUGGCUGACCUGCGUGAGGCCAUUCUCCAGGUGGCACGACACUUCCAGUGUGUGGAUCCCAAGAACUGCAUAAUUGAUCUGACCCCAGACUACAGCAUGGAGAGCCACCAGCGGGACCACGAGAACUACGUGGCCUGUUCCCGCAACCGGCGCCGCCGAGCCAAGGCACUGCUGGAUUUUGAGCGCCAUGACGACGACGAGCUGGGCUUCCGCAAGAACGACAUCAUCACGAUCAUUUCCCAGAAGGAUGAACACUGUUGGGUGGGAGAGCUGAAUGGACUGAGAGGUUGGUUUCCUGCAAAAUUUGUGGAGAUCUUGGAUGAGCGGAGUAAAGAGUACUCCAUUGCUGGAGAUGACUCUGUCACAGAGGGAGUGACAGACUUGGUGCGCGGCACACUCUGUCCAGCCUUGAAGUCCAUAUUUGAACAUGGAUUGAAGAAGCCAUCUCUGCUGGGGGGUGCCUGCCACCCUUGGCUGUUCAUUGAAGAGGCUGCAAGCCGGGAAGUGGAACGGGACUUUGACUCCGUGUAUUCUCGCCUUGUGCUCUGCAAGACUUACAGGCUUGAUGAAGAUGGCAAAGUCCUCACUCCAGAGGAGCUGCUUUACCGGGCGGUUCAGGCUGUGAACAUGACACACGAUGCUGCACAUGCACAGAUGGAUGUGAAGCUUCGUUCUCUGAUCUGUGUUGGACUCAACGAGCAGGUGCUGCAUUUGUGGCUGGAGGUGCUGUGCUCAAGCCUGCAGACUGUGGAGAAGUGGUUCCAUCCCUGGUCAUUCCUGCGCAGCCCUGGCUGGGUGCAGAUCAAAUGUGAGCUGAGAGUCCUCGGCAAAUUUGCUUUCAGCCUCUCUCAGGACUGGGAGCUGCCAAUAAAGAGGGAGGAGAAGGAGAAGAAGCCACUGAAGGAAGGGGUGCAGGACAUGCUUGUGAAGCACCAUCUCUUCAGCUGGGACAUAGAUGGGUGACCCCCACCCCGCCCCAUCCUGGGGACCUUCUCGAUGGCCACACUCAUCUCUUCCACCCCCUCAUGUCUCACACCCUGCCCUUCCCCACCCCACCCACUUGUAUCUGUGACAAAAUCCCCCCGGGGGCUGCCAAACCUCCUGGGACAGAUGGAGCAGUGCCAGGAGGCUGAGCUGCAGACCCGAGGGGGCUGAUGGUUGAGGGUGAUGCUGCAAAGGGACAAGUGUGUUCUGGCUACUAAAAGCAAGUGCCCCUUUCCAGCUUUCCACAUGUCUGCCACCCCUAUCUCCUGCUUUCGUCAGCCCUGUCUCCCCAUCAGUGCCCAGGGGAGCAGCCUGGCUGGAGCCAUUGUGCCCUGCCCCAUGGGCCAGCAGUCACGUGUGGGGAUGUGAGUGUGUCUGUGGCUGGAGCUGUGGGAGAGAGAUGGCCCUUUUGGGAUGGCUUUGAUCCAUGAGAGCUGGUGCCAUGUGGAAUUGGGCUGGUGAGAGUCUCACUGUCGUACAGCAGCAGGGAGAGCACAUCCCCUCCCCAUGGCAGCCAAGGGCUCCUCUGUGCUGGGGGACACAGCAGAGUUCCUUUGACUUGGAGCUAAGAAGGGGGAACUGGCAUCAGUUUCAUUCCACCUCCCUGGCACUGGUGUGGGGUGUUGACAGGAGUUGCCCAAAUUUACCAGCCUGUUACCACUGUAACAGCCUUAGGGGAUGGUCAUUGUCUACUCUGGGAGCAGACAAAAACCACCUCUCCUCCAAACAAGAGUGUUUCAUGCUGUCGAUUUUUACUGUUAACCAAAAAGCUGUAAAUUUCCUCCAGGAACAUGUAUAUUUUGGCAACGUUGUAGCUCAGGACAAGGUUUAGGUUGGAGCUGGCUCAGGGAGACCUACUCGUCCUCCUCGCCCUGCAAUGGCAUCGGGGACGUGGGUCAGGAGUGGAGAAUUGCUGCUUUGUGGUGGUGGCUCUGGAUAUGGAGUCUGUGACUUUCUACUGAAAGCGCUUGUCUGUGAGCACAAACUACUGAUGGGAUGACACUAGAUUCUUACUUUCCUUUAUUUGGUGGGUUUGUAAAUAAAAACUGCGUCUUGGGGGAGUGCUGGGCUUUGUGGGUUUUUUUUGACAGGGUCAGGACUUGGUUUAAUUUUUCUUUUCUGCCAUUUGACAAUGGUGAUCCCAUUUCUGUGCUGGCACUGAGGGAGCUCCUUGCAUUGGAGCAGCCCACAAGGUCAGGCAGCAGCCAGGGCAGAGCCAGUUGUGCUGCCAGCAGUGGCAGCCCUGCCUCACCUCUGUGCCACCAGCCCUAAGAGCAGGUCCACAACAGAGCCUCAGAAAAGGCAGAAAUACUGAAACUACGGGUUGCAGGGACACUGCAGAGGGAGGACCCUUAGGAAAGGCAGAGGGGCUAGCAGAAAGCAGGGCUGCGUGGUGGGGACAGCAGUGUUGUCUAUACAAGAAGCAUCUCUGGACAAAGCACAGGUGUAGGCUGAGCUGCAAAGUGGGACAGUAACAGGGCACAGGCCCUUGGGACAACUGUGUUUAGAAGUCCAAGCUUGUGGGAGGGUGGAAGUUGCAGCAUAUAUUCUGAUUUGAAAGUGAGUGUCUUCAGUGAAGGUAAUUCCUUUGGAAUGUGGCUGCAGAAGGGGCAGUGUCACCUCACCACCACCUGCAGUCCAGACCAGCCUGCUGGACUGGGGGAGACAAAUAGCUGUCCCUGGUAAAACCUGCCUCUGGUUGCAGGAUAGGUAAUUUCCAUACACUGAGGGAAUCUCUCUGCAGCUGAGAAGGAUGAGCCACCACCACUGAAGCUGCUUUUUUUCAGGUUUGAGAAAGACACAGAGGGAUCACCCACCCUUAGCUGAAAAAGGCAGAAUGGCCCCAAGCCCUCCCACCAGCACAGCAGAGAAGUUCUUGAGAACAUGGCUGUUUGGAAUUUUUUUAAUAAAAUGGAUUUUUUUUCUUCAAAUAUUUGUAACUGAAAAAAUAAUUCAAUUUAAAGAUCCAUUCUCUCCCCCA